AUGGUUGAUGAUUGUAAUUGUUAUAUAUCAGAUUUAAAUCAACUUAAUAAUCAACGUUUAUACCCGCUAUUACGUCAAAUAGUACAAAAAAAUUAUUUUCGAUUUUUUCCAGUUAAUCUUAAAAAGCCAUGUCAAUUUUGGCCUAGUGAUGGUCAAUGUUUACUUCGUACAUGUGCAAUAAAAUCAUGUCCUAUUGAAAAACUACCUGAAACAUUACGUGAGUCAUUUAAUAGUAAUAAAGCAAAUCGUUUAAUAAAUACAAAACAUAAUGAAAAUAAUAAUGAAAUACAAUGUUCAACAAGUGAUACAAAUUCAACUCUUGGUUUAAUUGAUAAAAAUUUAAGUGAAGAACAUAAACAAACAAUUGAAAAUUGGAUGAAAUUUGAUGAUGUACAAUCAGAAAAUUUUUGUGAUGUUGAUGAUGAAACAUCAAUUGAUUUUGAAUAUCUUGAUUUAUUAGCUAAUGUUGAACGUUAUACGGGUUAUUCUGGUUCAUCAACACAAAGAAUAUGGUCGGCUAUAUAUAAUGAAAAUUGUUUUUUUUUACCUGAUUCAAAACUUUAUUAUGAUUUAAGACAAAAACGCUUAAAUGCAAAUAAAAUGUGUCUUGAAGGACGAACAUUUUAUCGUCUUAUUUCAGGUCUUCAUUCAAGUAUAAGUAUACAUUUAUGUGCAGAUUAUUUUUUUCCAAUACUUGGUGGUGGUGGUGGUUAUUCUGGUAUUGAUGGGCGAUGGGCUCCAAAUUUUGAUGAAUUUAAACGUCGUUUCGAUCCUGAAACAACAGGUGGUGAAGGUCCAAUAUGGUUAAAAAAUCUUUAUUUUAUUUAUUUAAUUGAAUUACGUGCAAUUUAUAAGGCACGUGAUUAUUUACAAAGUCAAACAUAUUUUACUGGAAAUCAAACUGAUGAUUUACAUACAAAACAAUUAAUAACAGAUUAUUUAUUAAAAGAACUUGAACCAUUUUCGAAUCAUUUUAAUGAGAGUGAUUUAUUUAAAAAUGGUAAUGAACAAUUAAAAAUUGGAUUUAAAGAACAUUUUCAUAAUAUAAGUCGAAUAAUGGAUUGUGUUGGAUGUGAUAAAUGUAAAUUAUGGGGAAAAUUACAAAUACAAGCAUUAGGUAUGAAGUAA
Rotaria sordida is the source of this 1128-nucleotide messenger RNA. NCBI's taxonomy places the organism in Eukaryota, Metazoa, Rotifera, Eurotatoria, Philodinida, Philodinidae. The record is from the annotation of a GenBank genome assembly.